Messenger RNA from Pichia membranifaciens NRRL Y-2026, 2138 nucleotides. RefSeq lists its product as hypothetical. NCBI's taxonomy places the organism in Eukaryota, Fungi, Ascomycota, Pichiomycetes, Pichiales, Pichiaceae. Bases 46 to 2061 code for a protein of 671 amino acids. Gene Ontology annotation, molecular function: zinc ion binding. The record is from RefSeq and is a predicted model, not a curated record. The transcript has a single exon. Gene Ontology annotation, cellular component: cytoplasm.
GUGUGACUUAUCGCUUUACCCUUUAGAAUAAACGAGAUCAGCAACAUGGAGAAUUGGAAACGGAACUUGCUGUUUUUAGGGUAUGUGGUGGUGAGUAUUGCGGCAAUGGUGAUAAAGUUCUACACGUUGUACGAUACCUCACCCAACUCUUUUGUUUUGGGAGUACGUUUUGCAAAGGGGGAUGCAUUGCUGAUCUUGACAAACAUGAUGAUUAUGCUGGCGUUGGUUGGCGGCAAAUUACUUCAAUAUAUUGUGUUUGGAGAGCUCAGAUUGAUUGAGAUCGAGCAUCUAUAUGAAAGAAUCUGGCCCACAAUCAUCGGAUUAGUGGUAUCAGCCAGUGCAUACAAAGCCAAGGAGAAUUCGUUUUUCAGAAUGUCACUUUUCGUCGGGCUAUUGUUCAGCAAAGUGUUUCACUGCAUUGUGAUAGAUAGACUGGAUACAUUGAUCCAGCAGUAUUAUCAAGCGAACGGAAAUUCGGUUACCCGUUUGCUGUUCAACAGAGUUGUCUUCACGUCAUGGCUUUUCCUACGAUUGGACAUCCCCCUUUUGAGGGCAUCCAUCGAUGAAGCCUAUUUACAUAAGUCGCCAAUGUUGUUAGGUAUAGCGUUUGAGUUAUUCUUACUCAUCAUGGACUUAGCGUAUGCUGCCAUCAAGUUUGCACUAAAUGUUUUUGAGCUCUAUUAUAUCCGAAGAUUUCCCGAUGAAGAGGUUUGGUCCUACAAAGUGUGGAUUGAUUCUGUUGCAAAACUGCUACUAGGAGUGGUCAGAUGUAUCAUGGUUCCCGCACUAUUCAGGUAUUUCACUCUGAUGGAUUCAUUCCCAUUGAACUUAUUGAACGAGAUUUUCCGUUCCUUCUAUGGCCUAUCCAAAUCCGUAGGGUCUCUAUACAGGUUGAUCAAGAAUGCUAUGAAGUUAAACAAUUCUUUGGGAUACCCAACUGCAGAAGAAUUGCAGGAUGACGAAAUCUGCAUUAUUUGCAGAGACGAUAUGGUUUUUGGUGGUACGGGCACCGCCAGAAGCGUUCCAAGAAAAUUGCCAUGUGGCCAUAUUCUACACGAUGGGUGUAUUCGGAGUUGGUUGGAGAUGUCAAACGCAUGUCCGACUUGUCGGAAAGAUGUUAUUCGAAAUGAUUCAGCAAACACCGGUACGGCAAAUAAUGAGAACGGAAAUGAAAAUGAAAAUGAAAAUGAAAAUGAAAAUGAAAAUGGGAACAAUGUUGCAGCUGUAGUUGCUGCCCCGCCACAAAACCUGGUCGAAGGUUUGAACAAUAUGAUUAUUAAUGGUGAUGACAACAAUAUCAAUAACGAUGAUGAAGAUGGGAAUAGCAAUGAUACCGGAGAAAGUGGAGAUGCUGUUGAAGUCGAAAGACUGACCAAAAGCGCAAACAACGAGACGAACGAAAAUAAUACAGAUGACCAGAAUGUGAAUGAUAAUAGAACGGGAAAUUCUAAGGAAGAAAUUGCAAACAACGAGGAAACAGAAGAUGAGGGUAUCGACGAAGAAAAUGGUGAUGUUGAGAUUGCAUUUUUCGGAACAAAUAACAUGUCCAUUCCUAGACCAACACCCACCACACGAUCUACACAACUGCUUGGUAUUUAUCCAAGAUACAUGCCUUCGUUUGGAAGAAGUGACUAUUUUGAAGUAUGCUCCUCAGAAGAGAAAGAGCCUAGAUCUACCGCACAUUUGCACAGUGAGAGAAUGAACCAGAUUGGAAAUGUUGUUGAUAAGAUCGGUUCAUUGAACAUGGAUGAGCACCAGCGUGGAAGAUGGAAACGUGUACGUGAUAACUUUGAGUUGGCUCGUUCUGGUGGCAAUCAAGGUCCAGAGCUGAAUGCUGGCGACGGUAGUGGUGAAGGCGUUGAUGAGAGUAACACCGAGUUCGUGCAUGAGGUUCCUCCUCACACAGUAAUACCAAAAGACUGGACGAUUUUCCCUAUCCAGAAGACUAGGGAGGAAGAGUAUGAGGUGAAAUUGAGUAGGAAAAGAAGGGUGACCAUGAAGGUGGUCAGGAAUGGACGGAUCAUAGACCCAAAUACAUUUGACAAGUACACACGCAAAUAAUGAAACGACUUGUCACGCUAUAUAUUGAGAUAUAUAUACAUAGAUGUAUUCAAUUAAUAAAAAAACUCAGUAUACAA